UGUAAGCCUGCUGCCUCCUGUAGCUGCUCGGGGAUUUAACUGACCACUUGAAUUCUGGUCAACCAACGGUCGUCGUUUAAGUCCAAUGGCUGGCAAGCAGGAGCGCACCUUCAUUGCUGUCAAACCUGAUGGAGUGCAGAGAGGACUUGUUGGAGAAAUCAUCAAGCGUUUUGAACAGAAAGGAUUCAAGCUGGUGGGCAUGAAGUUACUCCAUGCCAGUGAGGACCUUCUCAAGCAGCACUAUAGUGACCUGAAGGACAUGCCGUUCUUCCCUGGCCUUGUCAGUUACAUGUCCUCUGGCCCUGUGGUUGCCAUGGUUUGGGAGGGAUAUAAUGUAAUAAAAAUGGGAAGAGUAAUGCUGGGUGAGACUAACCCUGCUGAUUCUAAGCCUGGGACAAUUCGAGGUGACUUCUGCAUCCAAGUUGUCAGGAACAUCAUCCAUGGGAGUGAUUCUUUAGACUGUGCCAACACUGAGAUCAACCUGUGGUUUAAGCCAGAAGAGCUCUGUGACUACACUAAAUGUCAUGACAGCUGGAUCUAAAGGAUUUUUUCCCUCGCUUUCUUUUCCUUACCUCUUUUCUUGAUCUUCAGUUUUU
Molecule: messenger RNA, 596 nt
Organism: Colossoma macropomum (tambaqui)
Lineage: Eukaryota; Metazoa; Chordata; Actinopteri; Characiformes; Serrasalmidae
Gene: nme2a
Product: NME/NM23 nucleoside diphosphate kinase 2a
Exons: 5
Coding region: 86-541 (151 amino acids)
Biological process (GO): UTP biosynthetic process; GTP biosynthetic process; CTP biosynthetic process
Molecular function (GO): nucleoside diphosphate kinase activity
Source: RefSeq, a predicted model, not a curated record